This is a messenger RNA of Myxozyma melibiosi, 1157 nucleotides long. Its product is annotated as transcription factor S-II, central domain-containing protein. Gene Ontology annotation, molecular function: RNA polymerase II transcription regulatory region sequence-specific DNA binding; zinc ion binding. Gene Ontology annotation, cellular component: nucleus. The record is from RefSeq and is a predicted model, not a curated record. The transcript is spliced from 3 exons. Gene Ontology annotation, biological process: transcription elongation by RNA polymerase II; DNA-templated transcription; transcription antitermination. NCBI's taxonomy places the organism in Eukaryota, Fungi, Ascomycota, Lipomycetes, Lipomycetales, Lipomycetaceae. Bases 113 to 1045 code for a protein of 310 amino acids.
UAUUCGGUACACCAAUCGACAUCGAGCGUCAGCUCCCAGCUAUUCCAUUUACUUGACAUAAAUCACCGAGCAGCAUUUUGCGGGGUGAAAAAGAAGACAUACAACUUGCGGCAUGAGUAUAGACGUGAAAGAGAUUAAGGCGCUGAUGGGCGGCCUUGAGAAGGCAGCUUCGCCGGCUACGAUUAUUGAUAUCUUGGGACAAUUGAAAGCUGGAGUGAAGCCGACAGAGAAGUUGCUGCGGGAAACCAAACUCGGUAUCGCAGUCAACAAACUACGCUCCCAUCCCGACAAAAAAGUCUCAGAGCUGGUAAAGUCAAUAAUCAAGAAAUGGAAAGACGAAGUCACAGCGCAAAAGGCGCCCAAGCACGCUGGCAGUGCACAGCCUUCUUCGUCUGUAGGAUCAACGCGCGCGCCCACGACUUCCGCGUCGCCAGAUUCGACCGCCGCGGCCACGGCUGCGCCGGAAGCGGUGCCGUCGCGGCCAAAGGUUCAGAGAUUGCCUAAUGGACAGCUUAGAGAUGUCAAGACUGAUUCGGUGUCGACGGAGAUUUAUCCUGAUAAGGUGCGGAAUAGUUGUGUGACGGUGACAUACAAUGCUCUUGCCAGUGACUCUGAUGCCCACUCCGACGUGAUUCUCGCGUGCUCAAAGCAGAUCGAACAAGUCGUGUUCACAAACGAAAAAGGCACAACACCCACCUACCGCUCCAAAAUGCGCUCCCUCUUCCUCAACCUCAAAGACUCGAAAAACCCCUCCCUGCGCGCGCGCGUCGUGUCCGGCGAAAUCAGCGCCGAAAGACUAUACCGCAUGUCUCCGCAGGAAAUGGCCUCGGAGGAACUGAAAAACGAAAUCAAGAGACUGGAACAGAAAAACCUGUUCAACGCGCAGGGCGCAAAGGAAGAGCGCGCAAUCACGGACCGCUUCACGUGCGGGAAGUGCAAGCAGAAAAAAGUGUCGUACUAUCAGAUGCAGACGAGAAGUGCGGACGAACCGCUUACUACUUUUUGCACGUGCGAAAAUUGCGGAAAUCGCUGGAAGUUCUCGUAGAUUUACGCGGGUGGGUAUGGUUUUUUCUCUUGUAUAUUUUAUUUGUUUGUGGUUUAAAGUCCCAUGGUGCAGUGCUUCUUUUUCAUCUUUGCGUGAUUGUAUUCUAGUUUUU